Molecule: messenger RNA, 666 nt
Organism: Abrus precatorius (Indian licorice)
Lineage: Eukaryota; Viridiplantae; Streptophyta; Magnoliopsida; Fabales; Fabaceae
Exons: 1
Coding region: 1-666 (221 amino acids)
Molecular function (GO): nucleic acid binding; zinc ion binding
Source: RefSeq, a predicted model, not a curated record
AUGGACAUUGAUUAUACUAUUAGGAAGGACAAACCAUCAGCUAUUACCGCAACCAGCACUCCAGAUGCAGUUGAUUUUUAUGAAAAAUGGAAGAUGUCUAAUUGUCUUUCGGUGACUUUCAUAAAGAUUAUUAUUUUUGCUGGUAUUCGGGGUUCUAUCUAUCAACAUGAUAAAGUCAAGGAUUUAUUGAAGGCAAUUAAUGGGCAAUUUACUACUUCUGAUAAAUCUCUUGCCAAUACACUUAUAAUGCAAUUUUCAUCCAUAAAGCUCACUAGGAUUAGAGAAGUGCAUGAUCACAUCAUAUGCAUAAGGGAUAUAGUGGCUCAGUUGAAAGCCUUAGAGGUUACCAUAUUUGAUUCCUUCUUGGUACACUAUAUUUUGUGUACCUUGCCUCAUCAAUAUGCCCCAUUUAAGAUCUCUUAUAACACAGAUACGAAUAAGUGGUCUAUUAAUGAAUUGUUGACCAUGUGUGCUCAAGAAGAGGAAAGGUUACUCAUAGAAGAAGGGGAGAGUGUGAACUUAACUACCUCUACUAGGAGUAAAACGAAUCAAGUUAAUCACAAAGGAAAGAUUUCGAUUCAGUCGGACAUAAAGAAGGAGCCAAAAUGUUUCUUUUGUAAAAAGAAAGGACACAUAAAGAAAGACUGCUUGAAAUUCAAGACAUGA